UUGCUUAGAUAAUAGUUGAGAUUGUGAACUAAACAUAUAAACAUCUUUCUUUGAUACCUUGCUGAUGUAGCACUUCAGUUUAUUAACUUUUGAUUCUCACCUCUACUUUUUGUCUUUUUCCCAUUCAUGUUCCUUCAUCUAAACAAUUCAUUACAGAGUACUUAAUCAAGUCUCCCCUUUAUUGUCUUUCUCAGUUUCUUGCUAGCUCCUCUGAUCCUCAUGGAUUUCAUCUUUACCUUCUUCUUCUUCUUCAUUUCUUUCUUCUCAAUCUCUCCAUCCACAACUACAGCCUCAAACCUCCAUAACUGUCCACCAUUAAAAUGCAACAACACCUCAUCACAAGAUCUAACCAUCCAAUACCCUUUCCACAUCCAAAACCAGCAACCUCAAGAAUGUGGGCUCCCAGGUUUUGCCCUAAACUGCAACCACAACAAGACCACAACUUUGCAUUUCCCUUCUUAUGGAGACUUAGUUGUGAAGUCAAUCUCCUAUGAUCUCCAAAGGGUAGAUCUCCUCGACCCCAAAAACUGCGUUCAUGAAGUCUUCUUGAACCUCAACCUCUCUCAGACACCCUUCACUUACUACUACACCUUGAAGGAAUACAAAUACCUAAAGUGUUUAGCACAGCUCCCCCCUCCUUACCUUCAAGUCCCUUGCCUCAGUGUUUCUGGCUUCCAUUUUUACAUUGUGGAGACAUGUAUGAGUGUUCCAAUAUCUUGCCAGCAUGUGAAGACUGUGGCCAUUCCGUUCUCGUAUAGUCCUUACUUGAAUGAUAACAGUUUUGGGCUGAGAUUGAGUUGGAAGAUGAGUGGUGGUGGUGAAGAAGCUGCAGGGCACCAUGGAGGAAUGUUCAUCAAGAUUGCAGCUUAUCAAGUGUUGGUGGUUGCCAUGUUUAUAUUGGUUGCUAUGGUGGUGUUAUAUUAUGUGAGGACUUCUAAGUCCAAGAAAUUAAGCUCAGAGGAGGAGAUGAAGAUGGAGAAUAAUGGAGAUGAUGAAGUAGUGAAGGUUGAAGCAUUAUUAUUGCUAGGAGAAUAUGAAGUUGUCCCCUCAAGCCCUAGCAAGGGGAGACUCAAUGUUUCAUGUCAAGCUAUCUAGUUGAUAUGAUGAUGACUCACCAAAUGCCAACUACAUAAGGGCAUGAGACAAGCAAUUAGAUAUCUACAUAUUCAAAUAAGAAAAAUAAAAAAGAAGAAGAAGAAAUAUGUAAACCGUUUAAAUUUUUGCAAUAGAA
Molecule: messenger RNA, 1231 nt
Organism: Ipomoea nil (Japanese morning glory)
Lineage: Eukaryota; Viridiplantae; Streptophyta; Magnoliopsida; Solanales; Convolvulaceae
Product: RING-H2 finger protein ATL22-like
Exons: 2
Coding region: 220-1095 (291 amino acids)
Molecular function (GO): polysaccharide binding
Source: RefSeq, a predicted model, not a curated record